This is a messenger RNA of Talaromyces marneffei, 2970 nucleotides long. RefSeq lists its product as uncharacterized. The transcript has a single exon. NCBI's taxonomy places the organism in Eukaryota, Fungi, Ascomycota, Eurotiomycetes, Eurotiales, Trichocomaceae. Bases 1 to 2970 code for a protein of 989 amino acids. The record is from RefSeq and is a predicted model, not a curated record.
AUGAUUCGACGCAACUCCGAUCUUGAAAUUCAUCUGCCAGAUGCAGAUGCACCGUCAUCCGCAAACAUCAUCGAUCCGGCAGAUAUAGAGAUGCUCACCUCCGACGACGAGAAACAGAUCCUCACCCUCCCCCCUCACAUCGCGGCUCGAUUCUAUCGACGAUCCGCCAGCGCUCGUCGCGCAUCCGAUAAGCUCUCUCGCCGGAGCUCGGUCUCGUCGAUUCACUCGCACCACUCGAAUACCUCUGCGCACGGCGGCCCCCAAAGCGACCACCUUGCGCAGCAUCUCCGCCGUGCCUCUAUUCUCGAAUCUCGCAAAGCACGCCUAGCCGACCGCGCCGCUCACGCUGAGAAAGUACGACUCCGGGCAGCCGUCGCGAAAGCUGCGACACGGAACUUGCAACGAGAAGAGCGGGCACUGGCUGCGCAACAGGCUCGCGAACGACUGCUGGCUGAAAUUACUGCUAAAUGUGAAGAUGAAGUCCGGCGAGCCAAGAAGAAAGCGGAAGAGACUCGUGAACUGAAAGCUGCAAAGUACGCUCGUCUUCGAUUGGAAAUGGCGGAGAAGUUUGCCGAGGCCGAAAAGCGACGGCUACAGUAUCAGCAGACGCACCGGAGGCCACGGACGGCUAGUCUUCCUGCCGGGGAAGAGAGCAAGAUGGUGAAGACAGUGCUUAAUUCGUUGACGCGGGAUGCUGCGGCGCGGAUCGUUCAGAACGCUUGGAAGAAUCAUGUUGCACGAAGAGUUAUGGAGUCAUUUCGGUCUUUGGAUUUGUCCCAGCAGAAAAUUCGUAACAUGUCAUUUGAUGACGUGAGUUCUCUUCUUUCACAGGAGAGUGUUUUGGAAACGAUGGCCCAGGUGCUUCGUCUUUGCGGAUUGCAGGAUAUGGAAGGCGGAGAAAUGGGCGAGCGAGGCGCUGUGCGGACGUUUUUGAGCAGCUACUUGAUUCUGUCUCAUCCGUCCUCGGUGAUGACCGGCGAUGGCGAGCAAGAACAGGACUUGAUUGAGAAAGCCCGCGACUUGGUCAUAUCGUUUGAACAGAUUACGAAACGGCUUUUGAAACAUCAGCCCAUCACUUCCAUGUCGAGUGAGCUUCAGGUUCUCCGAGAAGCAUACAGUGUCUUUUUCUCGGCUUUUCAUGCUUGGAAAACUCACGACUCUACCGUGUUGAUUGAGAUCAUGCUAGCUCAAUUCGUUGAGUUGGAGCUUAUUUGGCAGACUGUAAAAGAAGAUCGAGCAGGAGGUGCUGCUGACGAAUACUAUCAAGGCAUUCGAACAAAUCAAAUUAUGCUUUUGGCCAGAUUGAAACGACUUGCAGGUCCUGAUAAGGCUCUGGACAUGGUCAAGCAAGCUCUUAGAAAGGCUAAGAGAGAGAAGAAGCACUUAAAGUCGUCUAAGCAGUCGAUUCCUCGGUCUGCAGGGGUUUCGACUAAUGCCGAUGCUCACGCCGACAGUGUUUCGUCUCCAAUCAGUGAAACCUUCAAUAAUGUUGAGAGCGCCGUGCUACACGAACUAGACAAGCAGAGACUAUCACCUCAUGAAAGCUUCACAAAGGCCUUGACAGCUUUACCUGAAAAUCGAGUACUCGUCCAUGAACUAUUGAUCAACCGAGAGUUCAGGAUUGAACAAGGCCAGUAUACCGAACCUCGUCAGCAGAUUAUGAAACACAUGACCGACAUGAUGAGGAGUGACGUGGAUGCUGGCCUCGGGACAAAGUGGAUAGUCGCAAUGGCCACUGUUAUACAGGACCGACUUUUGAGGUCCUUGCGAGCUGGAAAUUCUCUGCAUGUUUUGAUCAGUGAGGCGCUCGACCCCAAGUUAAUUGAGAAUCAAUGCGAGGCUGGCACAUUCUCGUACGAUUCGUUCUUUGACUUUAUGAGCCGCAUACUUCCUCAGCUUUGUGCGCCUUUCCGAGACCCGGAAGUCAAGGCAUUUGCUGAAAACAAGUCUGGUGAUCCCAUUGAUCGAUUGUCUAGGUUGAUGGGCAUUAUUGACUUGUUAUCUUUGGACCAUACCAAUUUUAUGAUCCAGGUGGCAGCUCCUCAGCUUAUUCAAGAAGCACCAGGUUAUGAGCAGAGGACGUUCCAGAAAGGUUUAGAAGAUGGUACUAUCAAACUUGAAAGAACAAAGCGGUUCUGGCAAAAGAACCACAAUCUUGUCGUUGAUGAGAUGAAACGCCGAGAUCCGGAAAUUGCAGAGCGGCGUCAAGUACAGCCUCCAGCAGCCAAGGUUUAUGCACAAGGGCUAGUUGAUAUUGUCCUCAAUAAUGCUCCGGUUCCAUCAGAUCUGGUCCCAGAAACUCUAGAACUGGAUAACGCACGAUUGGAAAAGCUCCACAUGACUGCAUUCAAGAUUGCGGCAACGGCAGCCAUUCUCCUUACUGCGAAGAAUUUACUGAAGCGAGAUUCACGAUCACAAUGGAAAGCAGAAGCGGAUCGUAUUUUGUCUCUUGAUUUUACCGAAAUCAAGCCGGAGAGAAUCCAGUCGAUUAUUGAGUCUACCCGGCCGAUGCCAGCUGCUGCGCGAUCGCAGCUAUUGUCGAUGAUGAGACGGGUCUUGAGCCCGGUCGCGAUGGCUACUACCUCGGUUGACAAUCCACUAAGCUCUCAAAUGCCCUCUGUUGAAUAUGUCUCUGGACAUAUUUCUUCUUCAUCAUCCGCCUCAUCCGGAUCGACAUCUACCGGAACGGAAAGUCCUACCAGCACAUCCUCCUCCUUCACGGACCCAGUCGCCCGACUCAUCCUAUCCCGUCUCCGCGCCCAUGUCUUGUCUCGACUGAGCGCGGCAAGUGCCAGUGAACGCGUUCGCGCAACAACGACAGCAAGCCAAUCCCUCGCCGCAGCGGGCAUGCCAGAAUUUGUCAACGAAGUCGGGAAAUUAGUUGACGAGUUGGGCAAGGUGCGGGAUGUGGAUUGGACGUGUCAUGGGUUGGUGUAUGAGAGGGUUAUUAGUGAGUCUGUUAGUAGCUAA